AUGCUUAGGGACGGCUUUGUCUACUUUAACGCUUUAAAGAACAAACAAUUGCGAUGGAAGAAUGGAAUCAUCCCCUACGAAAUGGAUCCAGCGUUCUCUGACUAUGAGACGAAACUGUUGGAACAGGCAUUCGCUAGCUACCAUAAAAGUACCUGCAUACGUUUCCAGAAAAGAAAUGGCGAAAAAGAUUUUCUAAAUAUUGUAAAAGGAGUUGGGUGCUACUCGCAAGUAGGACGAACAGGUGGAAAGCAGGAGAUAUCAUUGGGCAGGGGAUGUCUCUUUCAUGAGAUCAUCGUUCAUGAACUCAUGCAUUCUGUGGGAUUUUGGCAUGAGCACAGUCGAGCAGAUCGGGACGAACAUAUUAACAUCCUUUGGGAAAAUAUUCUCCCUGGCAUGGCUUCCCAAUUCGACAAAAUCUCAGCAGCUUUGCAGGAUACCCAAGGUGAAAAAUAUGACUAUCGAUCCAUUAUGCAUUACGACUCGACAGCAUUUUCUCGUAAUGGUAAAAAUACUAUUGAACCAGUGGAAGAGGGAUUCACUGAUGUGAUUGGCAGUGCUAAUGAUCUUUCGCAAUUGGAUAUUGUUAAAAUCAAUAAAUUAUAUCAGUGUCCCGUUGUGCCAAAAGACACCCCAAAAACUACAUCAGUAAAAUCAAAUGGCCGAACUGCUGGCUCAGCCAAAGAAAGUAAGUUAGAAUUCUUUUUUAGGCGAAUGUCAGGACCAUUUUGCGGAUUGUCCGCACUUUUCACAAUACUGCCAACGAGCAUCCUUCUUCUUCGUAAUGAAGAGCUAUUGUCCACUCACCUGUGGGCAUUGUAAGC
Molecule: messenger RNA, 821 nt
Organism: Strongylus vulgaris
Lineage: Eukaryota; Metazoa; Nematoda; Chromadorea; Rhabditida; Strongylidae
Source: the annotation of a GenBank genome assembly